AUGGUAAGCGCCAUGGCGAACCAGUCGUGGUCUGCCUGUUCCGUCUUGCAUCCCAAUCUCUGGGGAGACCAUGAAUGGCUUUCCGCCUACACAUCAUCCGACCCGAAAGACCCCAUCUACGACGAUGUGUUCGGUCUCCUCCCCUCCUCGGCCGAUAAUGGAUGGGUGCCUCCCAGCAUUUUAGGGUCGAGUUCGUCUCUCACAACCCAAAACAAGAUACAUCAAGAAUCGGACGAGUGUGGUGGGCAUAUUGGUCCAUUAGCACCCUUUCAGACAUAUUAUUCACCGCCCCUUUCCCCCUCAGCGGAUUCCCUUAUACCUGAGCCCCUUCUUUGCGUCGUUUCCGGUUCAGCGCUUUCGGCAACGAUUACCACGGACACAAGUGGCGCCAAGGACACAGAUCUAGUGGAGAUAUCAUCCGAUCACGUUCCGGAUGCCGCCCGCCACGACAGUCUGCAACUUGACGCCGCCAAGCCAGCCAACUGCGGGACGUGUGGCAUAUCCUUCAGUGGUAUCACCGCGCUUCGCCGUCAUGAGAAGAAGCAUACGCAAUUCACGUGCGGCCGUGAUGGGUGCUGCCGGAGCUUCUCCAGCCUUAGGUCCCUCGAGCGGCACCAGCAGAAGGCUGGUGCUCACCUGACCGUUGACUCACCAAUGUUCCGGUGCGCUUGCGGCCGCCCAACCACCCGCAAGGACCACCACCAGCGCCACCUCCACGCCAAGCGGGGAUGGUCAAACACGAGGAGCAUCUAA
This is a messenger RNA of Gaeumannomyces tritici R3-111a-1, 753 nucleotides long. RefSeq lists its product as hypothetical. Gene Ontology annotation, biological process: regulation of transcription by RNA polymerase II. The record is from RefSeq and is a predicted model, not a curated record. NCBI's taxonomy places the organism in Eukaryota, Fungi, Ascomycota, Sordariomycetes, Magnaporthales, Magnaporthaceae. Gene Ontology annotation, molecular function: RNA polymerase II cis-regulatory region sequence-specific DNA binding; DNA-binding transcription factor activity. Bases 1 to 753 code for a protein of 250 amino acids. The transcript has 3 exons.